This is a messenger RNA of Nylanderia fulva, 909 nucleotides long. RefSeq lists its product as uncharacterized. Lineage: Eukaryota; Metazoa; Arthropoda; Insecta; Hymenoptera; Formicidae. The record is from RefSeq and is a predicted model, not a curated record. Gene Ontology annotation, cellular component: transcription regulator complex; nucleus. Gene Ontology annotation, biological process: regulation of transcription by RNA polymerase II.
AUGGAUCAUGAUUCAUAUUAUUAUGCUUCAUUAUAUCAAGAUGAGGAUGAUGAAGAUUUUGAUUAUGGUGAAAAUAAAAAUGAAGAAAUGAGUGAAGAUGCUUUGCUGAUUUCUUUAGUGCGUGACCAUCCUUAUUUAUACAAUAAGGAACUGACAGAUUUUAAAGAUACCAUUAAGAAACAGAAUGCUUGGGUAGAAAUUGCAAGUAUCAUGAACAUGACAGUGGAAGAGUGUCAAACCAGAUGGAUCCGACUGAGGGAGCGCUAUUCACGUGAAAAAAAGCAACAACAAGAAGAAACAACCACUGGAAGUGGAGUAUCAAAAAGAAAAACGUUUGAAUUUUUCGAUAAUAUGCAAUUCUUGGAACGAUUUGUUAAAAGGAGAAGAACAUUGACCAACAUGCCAAACAAAAACGUUCCUCCAGGGACAGGAUUUUCCAAUCUACAAAAAAAUUUUAACUCGCAUAACGAAAAAGAGAAUAAUGCAUCUUCCAUAAACGUGGCUACUUCAAGUCAACAAUCAUCAAAAAAAAGCAUCAUAAGUUUAACAAGUAAUACCGUGCAGCAUGUAGAUAAAGCCGUCUUAACUUCGAGUGUGCAUUUAAAUUUUUCUGAUAGCUCUUCCACGUCUGCAACAAAUGUCUCUAGCUGUAUGCAAGACAAAAGUUUUAUUACACAACAAAAAAAGACGAAAGAAAAGCCAGAUGUUCUAGAAAGUGCCAUUGGCAAAGUUAUCUCUUUAUUAGAGAACAGAUGUGCACUAGUUUCUUCAUCGCCAUCAUUUGUAAAGCCGGAAAUAGAAGAAGAUUUGGCUUUUGGUCAAUUAGUAUUUUCAUCAUUUGUUAAUAUGCCCCAAGAAACAAAGGCAGACAAAAGGAUAGCAAUAAUGCAUAUUUUAUACAACAAGUAA